AUGAUAUGCCAGCCCUUUGGCGUCUGUGAGCCUUGCCCGUCGGCGGCACUCAGCCAACCCUUCUGCCAACCAUUUGGCAAUCGUCGAUUAAUGCACUGCACAGAGGCAAGCAUGUCACCCGAAGGGACCCCAGCGAAUACAGGAACAACACCAGAAGGAGAGCAUCUCGCUUGGGAGCCCUGCGGACGGAUAGUAGGAAAAGAACGAGCAGAUUUUUACGAAUUUGUGGCUUGCAAUCUGUUGUUUGCCAUCGUAUCCCUCUUCAUCCUGUUCGCAAGAUCCCGACGGUUACAGCUCAUUCAUGCUCGGCAGCUGGCUGCGAGAAUAGGGCUCAGUAGAGGCAGGCGUUGA
Molecule: messenger RNA, 351 nt
Organism: Guyanagaster necrorhizus
Lineage: Eukaryota; Fungi; Basidiomycota; Agaricomycetes; Agaricales; Physalacriaceae
Exons: 2
Coding region: 1-351 (116 amino acids)
Source: RefSeq, a predicted model, not a curated record